GUCACAGAGCAGGCGGAACAGCGGCUCCAGUCUGCUCCUCGCUGCUCCUGACCUCCGAUCAGCGGACAAGCAUGCAGCUGCUGCGGCCGGCUCUGUGACUCAGCCGGACAGAAGCCCACAGGCAGGUUCACCGAAGCUCUGCUGGACUUACAGUAGCAGCCAUGGGCAGCAAGACUUUGCCAGCACCAGUCCCUCUCCAUCCAUUCCUUCAGCUGGCCAACUGUUCCCUUAUCCAGGGCUCCUCAGGUCUCCAGCUGCCAGCAGAUCAUUUUCACAGCAUCUACAGCUUCAGUGCAAUGCACGCCAUCCACCUCCAUCAGUGGACCCUUGGCCUCCCGCCUUUGGCCCUGCCCCGCUGCACCAUCUCCAAGCUGCCUCCCCAGUUCUCCUCCAUGGCCUCCAUCCCCAUAUUCCCUUACCUUCUGCAGCCAAAGCAGGACUGCACAGGGCUGCUGCAAAGCUCCAAGAACAAGCCCCGUUUUGACUUUGCCAACCUGGCAGCAGCAGCCACGCAGGAGGACCACCUGAAGGUGGCAGACCUGAGUGUGACAGGUGCUGCUUCUGCUGCAACCCAGACUUCAUCUCAACACCCGCCCUCAGCCAGCCUGGGCUGCCUGCUAGACGUCACCAAACUGUCUUCCCCUGAGCGCAAAUCCAGCCGAGGCAGACUGCCCUCCAAGACCAAGAAAGAAUUUGUCUGCAAGUUCUGUGGUCGGCAUUUCACCAAAUCCUACAACCUUUUGAUCCAUGAGAGGACGCACACAGAUGAGAGGCCGUACACAUGUGACAUCUGCCACAAGGCCUUCAGAAGGCAGGACCAUCUCAGGGACCACAGGUGAGAGCCCUCUUUAGAGAACAGCAAAUC
Molecule: messenger RNA, 865 nt
Organism: Stegastes partitus (bicolor damselfish)
Lineage: Eukaryota; Metazoa; Chordata; Actinopteri; Pomacentridae
Gene: osr1
Product: odd-skipped related transcription factor 1
Exons: 3
Coding region: 162-839 (225 amino acids)
Biological process (GO): urogenital system development; regulation of transcription by RNA polymerase II; embryo development
Cellular component (GO): nucleus
Molecular function (GO): RNA polymerase II transcription regulatory region sequence-specific DNA binding; DNA-binding transcription factor activity, RNA polymerase II-specific
Source: RefSeq, a predicted model, not a curated record